AUGGAUUAUAUUAAUGGUCAUCAUCAAAGGGUCCAAAGAUUGGUGAAGGGCAACAAGUCGAAGAAGAAGCGCGACAAUUCACUCAAAGUGGUGUACAUUUCUAGUCCGAUGAAGGUUAGGACUAGUGCGUCUAGGUUUCGGUCACUAGUGCAACAACUCACGGGCAAGGAUUCGUAUGUGGCACAGUACAUGGAGUCCGAUACCACACGAGCUAGUGAUUUUCACGAGAUAAUUGAUUAUGAAAAUGAAGCGGUGCUAGUAACGAAAGAGGUUGGGAAGAGUGACGAGAAUCAAAUGAUGUCGUCCACUUCUUCUUCGCCUGCGACUUCUUCGGAGUACCCUCUAUUGGGAUCGACGGACAAUUUGUUGAUCACUUCUCAAAUCGAAGAGUACUUUGGUGGGAUUUUAUCUUGUAAUUUGGAUGUGUUGGGAAGCUAUCUAUAUUGA
Erythranthe guttata (spotted monkey flower) is the source of this 447-nucleotide messenger RNA. NCBI's taxonomy places the organism in Eukaryota, Viridiplantae, Streptophyta, Magnoliopsida, Lamiales, Phrymaceae. The record is from RefSeq and is a predicted model, not a curated record.